AUGACAGAGGAAAUGAACAAUAACAACUGGACUUUGAGUAAUAAAGAGGAACCCGGUCGCAUUUCGUUCAUGAGCAACGAUACGACUCCUCACGCCACGCUCCUGUUGAAGCUACGCUUCAGUCGCCUGGAGGGUUCAGACUCUUCUACCACCACGACCGGUCUCACCACUCUACUCACUGAACGAAGCGAAUGCUAUAGCACUAGACAAGGGAGUCAACAAUCCGAAAAGAGCCAGGAUGUACAAGAUACCCCAUUAUUGGACAUGUUACGUUCCCGAAGCGGCGAUACGAAAGAAGAACCCCUGGCCCUACAUGGCUGUGAUAAACUCGUACCUGAAGACAAUUGUGAAAAUGAUAUAUGUACGCACGUCUAUACUCGGACGGCGACAGAGCGCAGCGUAUCUCGGUCCCGCGUUUCGAGAAUAUCCACGCGUCGAGACAUGGACAUACCCUCUAUACUUGCGUAUACCGCCUCUUCGUGUGAACCGGUCUGUCUUGGAAUACCGGCCUUUCAAAAGGUAGAAGAAAAGCGGGUAGACGUGCCUCGUUGGUCUAUCCGGCGCUCUGUGUGCCCUGCUUGUUCUCAAAAGUGGCGAGACAAGAGCUCGAUAUCAAAUGUCAGAUAUUCAGGUUUGAAAAAGAAUUCUCCAAUAGAACUGCCAUCUAUAAGAGCACCUGCGCGUUUGAAAACUUCUGUCACAACUGGAUACGUUCCACGUCCAGUGUCGGUAGCUGAAGACAAAGAGGCAAGCGUGACACACGGAGGGUUCCGCAACAGCAGCGCCGCGUGGCAACUGACGCGCGCGCGGCGCUUCCGUACGCCGCGGCCGCAGCCUCCGUCCCCGGCCGCCACAGCACCGCCUGGCUGUAGCGCGCCCACUGCUCGCAAGGACUUGGAUCUACGCGUGUCGCGAUUUCUUUCUGAUGAAUUUAGAUGCUCUUGAAUAUAUUUUGGUUAAAUAAUAAUAAAAUGAAGGUACUUAGAGAAAUUUUUAUUUACAUUAUGUAUAAAAAAGAAUUCAGACACCUGUAGGGUAGGGGUAGGAUAGGGGUAGGAAUAGGGUAGGGUAGGGUAUGGUAUGGAAGGGGUGGGAGUAGCUAAGGGUAGAGAAGAAACGCACAUUGGAAGCGAAGCUACAAAGUCAAAGCGACGCUUGACCGGGUCCGCUAGUUAUAAAUAAUUCCUCCGGGGAUGCGGCCGGACACAUAGAUUAAAUCAUGAUAGAUUUUUAUGAGAAUAAAUCCAUGAUUUAUUCUCUAGAGAUAGAGAUAGAGAUAGAUUAAAUCUUUAUGGCGCUUACUUUACAACAUGAAGACGACAUGUUUUAUCACAGACUCAGACAAAUUAUGAUCAUAGACAAAUACAUACAACCACAGCAUACAACGUUAUCUUUUGUCAAAACCAAAAGUCACAAAAAGUUUUGUCAAAGUCAAAUUGACAUUUAGCUUACGACCUCGAAAAAUAGAAAAAAAAAUUAAAAUUGUGUUGAUGUUUUGCCAUUGAAAAUCAAAUAAAGGACAAACAAAUCAAAUGAAAUAUUUCUAGUAAUAUUACAAUUAUUUUCUUUUACAAAAUAUACACUGUAAAAUGUCGUUUCUACUGCACACAAUGAAGCUAUUUACUGCAGGAAAAACAACACUGACCGGCUUGCAAAAUGCUCGAAAUCUCAUGUCGAAAAGCCUAUAUUAUAGUGAAUUUGGAGAUCCACUUAACGUUGUUAAGUUUAGGGAGAUAGAAGUACCUCCUCUAAAAAGUCAAGAAGUUUUAGUUAGAAUGCUAGCUGCACCAGUCAACCCAGCGGACAUAAACACCAUACAAGG
Molecule: messenger RNA, 1822 nt
Organism: Bicyclus anynana (squinting bush brown)
Lineage: Eukaryota; Metazoa; Arthropoda; Insecta; Lepidoptera; Nymphalidae
Exons: 7
Coding region: 1-945 (314 amino acids)
Source: RefSeq, a predicted model, not a curated record